Molecule: messenger RNA, 936 nt
Organism: Tremella mesenterica DSM 1558
Lineage: Eukaryota; Fungi; Basidiomycota; Tremellomycetes; Tremellales; Tremellaceae
Exons: 5
Coding region: 1-936 (311 amino acids)
Biological process (GO): proton transmembrane transport
Cellular component (GO): proton-transporting two-sector ATPase complex, catalytic domain
Molecular function (GO): proton-transporting ATPase activity, rotational mechanism
Source: RefSeq, a predicted model, not a curated record
AUGUCACGUACAGGUGCGUUGAGCGAGAAUGAGAUACAGACAGAGAUGAACAAGAUGGUCGCGUUCAUCUCCCAAGAAGCCAGAGAGAAAGCGAGGGAAAUACAGGUGAAGGCGGAUGAAGAGUUUUCCAUUGAGAAGGCCAAGAUUGUCCGACAAGAAUCUUUAGCUAUCGAUGCUCAGUAUGAGAAGAAACGCAAGCAAGCUGAAGUGGGAUGGAAGAUCGCUCAAUCCACAGCACUGAACAAUUCCCGUCUUCAAGUCUUGCGAUCGAGGAAUGACCACCUAGAGACGAUUUUCGAAGCCGCCAGACAGAAAGUAAAAGAUCUCAGUUCGGGAGAGAGCUACAAGACCGCCAUGGAAGCUCUGAUUCUGGAAAUUCUACUGAUGCUUCUCUCCCCUUCCGUCACCCUGGUCCACCGUCCCAAAGAUACCGAUCUCGUCAAGUCUGCCGCUUCUACCGCUCAAACAAAAUACAAAGAGCUCUCAGGUAGAGAGUCCAAGAUCGAGUUCGAAGCUUCUCUCCCGGACGAUUCUGCUGGUGGUGUCAUCGGGUCUAGCAUGGCGGGGAGAAUCAAAGUCGACAAUACAUUGGAUGCGCGAUUGAAGAUCCUCGAGGAGAAAAUGUUGCCCGAGCUGAGGUAUGAUCUGUUUGGUGCGAAUGAGAAUAGGAAGUUUUACACUGUAAGCCCUUUCAAAAUAGUUCAGGCAAUGCUGAUGAUAGUGAUACUAAGAACAUGGACCAUGCAUCAAUUGAGUAGUCUAGCCUCUGUCCCCUUCCUUUGUUUCUUGCCAAGGAUGACAGCCUCGACUUAUAUGGCAUCACGUUUGAAACUCAAGGCAGAUGUAAAACAUCAACUCAGUAUGGAUUGGAAAGUGUUUGACUGCUGGCACACCUCGUGUGUCUUCUCUCCCGGCUAUAGCAGACGCCGAAGGUAA